CAUGACUAUGCGUCACACAGCACAACGUCAUAUUGAAUUUUGUGUGCCCCUGUCCGGGUCGGUUCAACGGCAGGCAGGGCUGUCCGGUGGUGCGCUUCGAUCCUGGUCAAGGGCAUAUGCGGGAACAUCUGGCUAAGUACCACCGGAAGUACUACGCCGCGGUGACCGAUGCCCUGGUGGCGGCUGACAGUGAGGAAGACGAUCCGCAGCUCGUGCAGAAACACGAGACGUUCAUGCGGCGCACCCGCCGCCUGUUCUUCCCGGGCUGGACGCGCCGCAAGGAGGAGCUCUUCCCCAGCCAGAUCAUCCCGGACAAGGUCGUCAUUCCCACGAAAAUCAGCAAGGAGGGCGAAAUCCAGUACAUCUGCAACAUUGACCCCUGCAGCAAACGCACGUUUCGCCCUCCGCACGCCGCUUCCGGCGUGCACACGCACGUGUGGACGGAGCAUCGAUCCCGACUGGAUAUGCGCACCAGUUUGUACCAUAAAUGCCCUGCGCCGAAAUGCCGGGAAAUUGUGCUGGGCUGUGAGCACCAGAUGGAACCCCACGUCAAGGCCGUGCACCCCGAGCUGCUGCCCCCCUUUGCACGCCAGGAAUAUUCGGAGGCCGCGAAGAAGAAGCGGAAGGAUCUGGAGGACAGCAUCCCGACCGCCUGCAUUGGAGCGGCCCUCGCCAACGAUCAGCAGGAUGACGAUGACAGUCAACUGUUUUUGCAGUGUUACUCGUGUCCUGUCGCGGCGUGCGAGAAAAUGUUCAUGGGUGAUUCUGCGCGGAAAUACAUGGUCUGGCACUUGGGCGCUGACCACGAGGCUGACUGGAAUGUCCAGGAGACCCCGGUCGCUUGAUGGCGGCGGUUGGAUUGCCUCCACAGCACUGCGCUGUCGCAGUGACGGUGUUCUGGCUCAUCCGUGCUUCCGGAUAAACGACGUCUUUCUGCUGGCGAGUAGCGAAUCUGUCUCCCGGCCUAGAAACUGGUGUGCCGAAUAGAAUGCUGUUCCUGGAGUUUGUGAAUGUCACUUUUUUGUUUUCGUUGCUCUGCAGAAGAGUCAUACAACUGCGUGCUACAAUGUACCUCUGUACAAAUACUGUUAAACAGCAGCUUGUUACGGGGAGUUUUUCUUUGCAGAUUAUGGUAUAUGUCAAGUGUACUGAGUAGUUAGGUACCUAAACUACAUAUUUUCGAUUAGAAUUGUUUUGCGAUUUUCGAACAGUGCGAACUACA
Messenger RNA from Paramacrobiotus metropolitanus, 1222 nucleotides. RefSeq lists its product as uncharacterized. The record is from RefSeq and is a predicted model, not a curated record. Bases 117 to 845 code for a protein of 242 amino acids. The transcript has 6 exons. Lineage: Eukaryota; Metazoa; Tardigrada; Eutardigrada; Parachela; Macrobiotidae.